Molecule: messenger RNA, 3519 nt
Organism: Jaculus jaculus (lesser Egyptian jerboa)
Lineage: Eukaryota; Metazoa; Chordata; Mammalia; Rodentia; Dipodidae
Gene: Slc7a5
Product: solute carrier family 7 member 5
Exons: 10
Coding region: 30-1559 (509 amino acids)
Biological process (GO): amino acid transmembrane transport; neutral amino acid transport
Cellular component (GO): membrane
Molecular function (GO): L-amino acid transmembrane transporter activity; neutral L-amino acid transmembrane transporter activity
Source: RefSeq, a predicted model, not a curated record
UCCAGGCCCGGCCGGCGGGCACUGCGAGCAUGGCGGGCACGGGCGCGAAACGGCGCGCGGUGGCGACCCCGGGUGCCGCGGAGGAGGAGGGGCAGCAGGCGCGGGAGAAGAUGCUGGAGGCGCAGCGUGCGGAUGGCGUGGACUCGGAGGGAGAGGGCGAGGGCGUGACUCUGCAGCGCAACAUCACGCUGCUCAACGGCGUGGCCAUCAUCGUGGGUACCAUCAUCGGCUCGGGCAUCUUCGUGACGCCCACCGGCGUGCUCAAGGAGGCAGGCUCGCCGGGACUGGCGCUGGUGGUGUGGGCCGUGUGCGGUGUCUUCUCCAUCGUGGGCGCGCUCUGCUAUGCCGAACUGGGCACCACCAUCUCCAAAUCGGGUGGUGAUUAUGCCUAUAUGCUGGAGGUCUACGGCUCACUGCCCGCCUUCCUCAAGCUCUGGAUCGAGCUGCUCAUCAUCCGACCCUCUUCCCAGUACAUCGUGGCGCUGGUCUUCGCCACCUACCUCCUCAAGCCGCUCUUCCCCACUUGCCCGGUGCCCGAGGAGGCCGCCAAGCUCGUGGGCUGCCUCUGCGUGCUGCUGCUCACGGCUGUGAACUGCUACAGUGUGAAGGCCGCCACCCGCGUGCAGGAUGCCUUUGCUGCUGCCAAGCUGCUGGCCUUGGCCUUGAUCAUCCUUCUUGGCUUCGUCCAGAUCGGGAAGGGUGAUGUGUCCAACCUGGAUCCAAGGUUAUCCUUUGAAGGCACCAACUUGGACGUGGGGAAUAUCGUCCUGGCAUUGUACAGUGGCCUCUUUGCCUAUGGAGGAUGGAACUACCUGAAUUUUGUCACAGAGGAGAUGAUCAACCCCUAUAGAAACCUGCCCCUGGCCAUCAUCAUCUCCCUCCCCAUCGUCACACUGGUGUACGUGCUGACAAACCUGGCUUACUUCACCACCCUGUCCACCAAGGAAAUGCUGACGUCCGAGGCUGUGGCUGUGGACUUCGGGAACUACCACCUGGGGGUCAUGUCCUGGCUCAUCCCCGUCUUUGUGGGCUUGUCGUGUUUUGGCUCUGUCAACGGGUCCCUGUUCACGUCCUCGAGGCUGUUCUUCGUGGGGUCCAGGGAGGGCCAUCUGCCCUCUGUCCUGUCCAUGAUCCAUCCACGGCUCCUGACACCUGUGCCUUCCCUCGUGUUCACGUGUGUCAUGACCUUGAUGUACGCCUUCUCCAGAGACAUCUUCUCCAUCAUCAACUUCUUCAGCUUCUUCAACUGGCUCUGUGUGGCUCUGGCCAUCAUAGGCAUGAUGUGGCUUCGCUUCAAGAAGCCUGAGCUGGAGCGACCCAUCAAGGUGAACCUGGCUCUCCCAGUGUUUUUCAUCCUGGCCUGCCUCUUCCUGAUCGCCGUGUCCUUCUGGAAGACCCCUGUGGAGUGUGGCAUCGGCUUUGUCAUCAUCCUCAGCGGCUUGCCUGUCUACUACUUCGGUGUCUGGUGGAAGAACAAGCCCAAGUGGCUCCUGCAGGGCAUCUUCUCGGUGACCGUGCUCUGCCAGAAGCUCAUGCAGGUGGUCCCUCAGGAGUCUUAGCCGGACACCCGGACACCGCAGGGAGGCUGCACGCUAUCACUGCUUCCGGACGACUCACCGUGGAAAAGCACCGCCGGUCCCCAUCGUCCUCACAGCUGCAGUGAGUGCCAUCAGCCGCCCAGCACCACCUCUCUGUCCCUCUGUGGGUCAGGUACUCGGAGUGGCUGUGGAAGCUCUGGUACGAAUCGAGCCCCGGAAGAGGAACUUGCACCCAUCGCUGUGAGUGAGUGAGGAGUCCCAGGGCUGUGAUUGUGAGAGCAGUCACAUCACGCAGGCCUUCUUCCUUCCCUGAUGUGUUUUCUUCCUAACUUACAUUUUGGAUCAAAUGGAUACCACGAGGUGGAUUUUGUUGAACAAAAUGGUGCAGCCAGGAGCAAGAGAUGGUCUUCUGCCUUCCAUGCUGCCGGCAGCAGAGCGUGCCUCGAGCGGGACCAUAUCACUGUCGCCUGGUGGAAAGAGCUGCUGAGACUUCCUCGGACAUCGUCACCUCCACCGUGGACUUGCGCAGACAGCCCAACACAUGCUCUUGACUUGGGCUUUUUAAAUUUUUUUCUCUGGGGCCCUGGGGGUGGACCCCAAUUUGAGCUUGAUUAGACAAGCACUCUGCCACUGAGGUUGUGUGUGUGUGUGUGUGUGUGUGUGUGUGUGUGUGUGUUUAAUCAUGAAUAAUAGGGACAUGAGAGAAAACCCUAUGGGCUUAGGUCUCUUUGUCUUAAAAGGUCUUAGUAAUUUCCUCCCCUUGGCUCCAAAAGAGAGAGAAAUUUGGACAACACAGCUGGCUGUUUCAGCUGGAAGUUCACAGGAAAAUCCAGGCCCUGUCUGUCCGCCUGUCACAGCUCUGCAGUAGCAUGCCCCGAGCCUGUCUUGAGCACUCCCCCACACACCUGGCUCUACCUGGUUACUGCAUCCUUUGGGGAGGCUGAACUAUAAUAGACUCAGUUGUCCUGAGACUAUCAGGCAGCUCUCCACUAAGCCACCACCGUCCCCUCCCUGGUCCCCCAUGGCUGUUGUCCAGAGGAGGCCCCAGGCAUCCCACCCUGCUCUGCCCCCUGUUUUAGCAUGGCAGGUGCUAGCCAACACUGCUAGCCCUCCCCUGUGCAGGACCACCCUGCAGGCUUGCCUUUCUGUUCCUGGAGAGCGGGGAGAAGCAGCUGAGGCCCAGCCAGCACAUCCAGCUGAUCAGACUGUAUGGACUUGAGAUACAAGAGAAGCUGCUGGGCCCUCCUGAGCUCUGCAGUGUCCCCAGAGCACAUCCUCCUGGGAGGAGAGCGGAACUUGGUAUCUGCCUAGUACUGCCCAGGGCUCUUCACUGGGGGUCAGGGAGAGAGGUACAAUCCCAGAAGAUUGGCUCUCCCUGAUUUGCGCUGGAGCCAUCGCCCUGGAAGUCUGGACAGGACCAGACUGGGUUUGAAGGGCAGGGACACGGGGGCCAUGUCCAUGGUGCUGACCCAGGCCUGUCUCCUGCCUGUCCUCUGACGCCUGGGCUCUGCCAUCAAGAAUCUCGAGGAGCACAGAGGGGACCAUGGGCCCUCUGGAAAGACUACUCUGCUUGCACCCCUCCCUGACAUGUCCCCAGGGCUCCCAGAUGUGGGCUGGGUUCUUUUUUUGUUUUUGUUUUUGUUUUUUUUUUUAAGCAGACUCUGGCCUCACCAUAUUUGAUCAGUCCUCUUCUUUUGUCCUAACGCAUCACUAUGUAAAGGAGCCCCGUGCCUGGUUUAUUUAUUUCAGUGAUCAGUGUCUUCGUGAUCUUGCUGUUUGUCGUGUGAGAGGCGCCUGCGUCUGUGUUCCCACCAUGUUGGGGCCCUCCACUGUGGCAUCCCACGUUCAUGGCGUGUAGCUGUAACAUGUUUUAUUCUUGUAUUAAUGGCUAACCUGUUUUCUACUAGGCUGGUAGGGGUGCAGAAUUCUGUUUUGUUAGAGAGAAGUUAUUAUGUUUAUAAAGAAAAUUGGGAUUCUAAAA